Molecule: messenger RNA, 2088 nt
Organism: Gadus chalcogrammus (walleye pollock)
Lineage: Eukaryota; Metazoa; Chordata; Actinopteri; Gadiformes; Gadidae
Product: ras-related protein Rap-1b
Exons: 9
Coding region: 274-831 (185 amino acids)
Biological process (GO): cellular response to cAMP; negative regulation of synaptic vesicle exocytosis; Rap protein signal transduction
Cellular component (GO): plasma membrane
Molecular function (GO): GDP binding; GTPase activity; GTP binding
Source: RefSeq, a predicted model, not a curated record
GCUGCUGACGAACCAAUCGGCAGCCCCUACUACAACCCUUCCGUACAUUCACGCUGAGUGUGAUUUUCUGCACAUAGCGGAGCACGUUCUUGUUUCCUGUGGGAAUUCGUUUGGAGAAGCCUAGCUUGUUGGGUCUCAGCACGGCUCAGCACCUGCCCUCAAUAUCAGCCUGCUACAAGGUCUGCUGGACCCUCCUUGCCAGAUGUAGAGGGAGCUGUCAUCGACAGCAGCUGUGUACACGUUCCUUGCGCGGUCUAGUGAAGUAGCCUUACCAUGCGGGAAUACAAGCUAGUGGUCCUGGGGUCAGGAGGCGUGGGGAAGUCAGCACUGACAGUUCAAUUUGUGCAAGGCAUUUUUGUGGAGAAGUAUGACCCCACAAUAGAGGACUCCUACAGAAAGCAAGUGGAGGUGGAUGGACAGCAAUGCAUGCUGGAGAUCCUUGACACGGCCGGAACUGAACAGUUCACGGCCAUGAGGGACCUCUACAUGAAGAACGGCCAGGGCUUCGCUCUGGUCUACUCCAUCACGGCACAGUCGACGUUCAACGACCUGCAGGACCUGCGGGAGCAGAUCCUCAGAGUCAAGGACACCGAGGAUGUUCCCAUGAUCCUGGUGGGCAACAAGUGCGACCUGGAGGACGAGCGCGUGGUGGGGAAGGAGCAGGGGCAGAACCUCGCCCGCCAGUGGAACAACUGUGCCUUUUUAGAGACCUCAGCUAAAUCAAAGAUCAACGUAAACGAGAUUUUCUAUGACCUGGUGCGACAGAUCAAUAGAAAAACGCCGAUGGAAAAGAAGAAGGCCAAGAAGAAGUCCAACUGCACGCUGCUGUAAGAGGCCGGUGAGCCACAGCGCUAAGCCAGAUCCCUGUAAUGAUUAGCUGUUGCCCAUUCGGAUGGUGCCAGCAUUCCAAGCCCACUCUGGAUCCCAUCGACAACGGCUGACAGAGAACCACUUCACCACUCUGGAGAGGAGACGGCACAUUAUUUUAAGAUUUUCUUCUCUCUUUUUAAUGGUGAAGAGCCCCCCCCCCCCCCCCCCCCCCCCAAACACGUAAUUCAUCAUUGUUGGCCUUGGUUGAUGACAACUGUUAUCUUUCUUUUCAACGGUCUUAUCUUUUAACAAAAUGUCAGGUUUCAAGGAAAGACCAUAUAAUAUAUGGAGACUAAAGUGUUUUAUGAAAGUAACACAACUGUUUUUUUUUUGGCAUAUUGUGACUAUGUUUGCAAAAGGAAUCAUGUACGUGGGCCGUCUUAUGCCUUCUUCUGCACUCACCGUGUCAACAACAUGCAUUGUGGUCCAUAGGUUUCAUACUGCUAGGAAGUGUCUUCGUGAGAUCGCAUCUCUCCUAUAAGUGACUUUGUUUUAUAUUGAAAGCUGCCAGGCUUUCAUAUUUCCCAUAAUAUAUUCUAAUUCCAUUUUUGCAUAAUGAAGCUAAGGAAAUUAGUAUUUUAUAGACUGAUGGGUGAAAUUACGCUUUUUUUUUUCUGUCUUGAAGCUGAAAUUAUAUUGUACUAACUCUAAUAAUUCUUCUUGUGUUACCCUGUCACACAUGAUUUUCCAGCUUUUAUGAAUGAUUAAAUUUUAGUACAUUUUCAUUGUUUUCGUCUUGGUCUAUCUUUAAUUAGGAUAUAUAAUUAUGAUAUUCAUUGGGCCAAUGAUGUCAAAAGGCACUGGCCUACCUGGUAUUGAACAACAGCUUUGCUGGUGAUGGACUUUGUUCAGUAUAAAACUGCUUUUUUAUUAAGUAUGAUAAAGAAAUAAAGUGAUCUAUCAAAGCUACUUUGAUUAAGCUUGUAUCAGUUAACUUAAGGGCUAUGAUACAUAGCAUGAAUGACUGGCUAAUUAAAGCAAGAUGCUUGUAGAUGGACAGAUAUCCAGGCCUGUUAACCCUGUACCAAAUUAUUGAACUUCCUGCUUGUUUUCUAAUGAGGCCCAAACAUGAUUUGUUAUUUCAGAAUCAUUUCCAAUUACUGAAAUGAGGGUUAUCCAGUUCCAAACAAUUUUAGACUUCUUUGGUACCAGUUUAUUAGGCCACUAUUCAGUUUAUUAAUGUGUGGUUCUUGAUAUCACCUAUAGGUGUCAGCAUCA